Messenger RNA from Varanus komodoensis (Komodo dragon), 2815 nucleotides. It is a transcript of the gene CD19, whose product is annotated as CD19 molecule. NCBI's taxonomy places the organism in Eukaryota, Metazoa, Chordata, Lepidosauria, Squamata, Varanidae. The coding region runs from base 1 to 1629 and encodes 542 amino acids. Gene Ontology annotation, cellular component: external side of plasma membrane. The transcript is spliced from 17 exons. Gene Ontology annotation, biological process: B cell receptor signaling pathway; B cell proliferation involved in immune response; regulation of B cell activation. The record is from RefSeq and is a predicted model, not a curated record.
AUGGUACCUGCUGGUUGCCUGCUUCUGCUGUGGCUGGGCUGGUGGGGAACGGCCACGGGGGCAGAGGAGCAGCUGUUCAAAGUUGUCCAAGCCACAGAGUCCCAUACAGUUUUCCUGCCCUGCCCUUUCAACUCAGCAUUCUUUUCGGAUUUUUUGGAACUGAUCUGGCUCAAUCCAUCUGGUGAGGUAUUGCUAUCCAUGUCUGUGAAGUACCACAACUCAGAAGUACGUCUCAGUUCCAUGUGGGGAUUGACCUACAACUACUCCAGUCUGGAUGACGAUGUUUGGUUUACCUGCAGCUGGAAUGGCAUCUCUGGAAAGAAACACAACCUAACUGGUAUUGAUGGCUCUGAGAACAUCCAAGAGGAAAUGGAAGACUACACAGAAGACAUUCAUUCAGGGCAGCAAGAGGACAUCUCUGGCCUGAAGUGGAAUCAGGAGUCUUUCCGCUGUGAUGCCACAAUACCCAGUAACUGGACACAAGGAACCCUGCUCUGGAUUCAGCAUAACAGGGGGGGCCAAGAAGUGCUGAUGAGUGUGACCAUUCAGCGCUCCCCUCAUAACUCGCUGUAUAUAAGUCCAGCUGCCAUCACGUUGAUCCUUCCAUCGGUAACUUUCAAAGAUGCUGGGAACUACACUUGCCAGCAGAAAAAUCAGGAGCUCCUUUUCCAGCUGGAGGUGAAAGCAAAGGAAGGGGUGGCUCAGACUGUCUGGCUCCAGUUUCUGCACCAACACUGGAUAAUUUGGAGUGUGACCCUGGGAUAUGUGACUGUCUGCCUCAGCCUCCUUUUGUGUUUUCUGCAACACCGGCGUUCUACCCACACUCGAAAGCAUCGGAUGAAGAAGUCCCCCAUCAAAAGAAGGUACUGGCAUGCCCGGCAGAAGAAGCCACAUGUUCCCAAUGGCAAUCUGGCACUCCAAGAAAAUGAAGAUGGCACAGACCAAGUGGAUGCCUUUUCCUACGAGAAUGUGCUGUCCAGCAGGGAGCCAAGGAGUGGUCGGCAGUUACUUCAGAAAGGAAAGAUCCUUCCCAAAACCACUGAUAUGGAAGAUGAAGAAGGAUAUGAGUUCCCAGACAGUGAAACAGAGUUCAAAUCAGAUGAUGAUGAGAACUACGAGAACACACAGGAAGAAGCAAAACAGGAGAAUGCAGUUUUGAAUGAUGCAUUCACUUAUGCAAAUAACAAGGACAAGAUGAGUUCUGGUUCCCACAAAUGGGACUCCGCAGACCUAUUGUAUGCUAACAAUUCCCAGGAGGCCCUGAAGAGUCCAGCCCAAGUUUCACCUGAUGAUGAUGGUGAGAACUAUGAGAACGUGGAAGAGGAAUCCCUCAUGAGUCCUGGUGCAGCACGACUUAUAGCAGGUCUGAGACUGCAGCUGGCUCUGGACCCCCCUGUGGACAGACAGGACGGAGGCAGCGAGGCCUCUACAGGGUCCCAGUCCUACGAAGAGAUGAAUGGGUCCUUGUGUGCCACUGAAAGCAAGGCUCUCCAGUUGCAGCCCAACACAAGCAAUGAGGAAGAUGCAGACUCCUAUGAAAAUAUGGAAAGCCCCAACAGCCUCAGUUUGCGAAAGGAGUGCAACUUGGACCCACAGGGCUAUGGCUCUUCCUUUGGUUCCGUAUGGUAACAUCUUUCCAGUCCUUUCAAGGUUCAAGGGGGCCUGCGGUAUUCAGACUUGAAGAGGCCAAGUCAGAGAUCAAAAUCAAGAGACUGGCCCUUUGCAACUGGUUUCCUCUGUCAGGCCUAGAUGUUUCUACCCAGAAUUUGGGACUGUGCACCCUGUUCCACAGAACUGUCUGACGCCCUGGACGCCUUGGAGCAGACCAAUGGGGGUGGGGAGUGCUUCUACAUUGCUAGAAGAGGAUCCCGAGAGAUCAGACUCUUAGGUACUCUCUUUAGUGCCAGGGACUGAAGGGAUUCCCAUGGGUUUGAAGAAGAAGGGGCAGGGCUGGAGACAAGCAGAUCAGUUUCUGAGAGUUAAAAGUGGAUUGAGAGAUCAUUUCCAGUGGUAUAAACAUCCAUUCAUUUUGCCACACAAUCAACUCUAGCCAGACAAAUUGGUGGAGCAGUGCAAACCCCUGAUUAUGGGUGCAUCUCUAGACAAGCAACAAUUAGAGCACCGAGGCUACUGUGAGUCGCACCUCUUUGACCUUUCUCUGAGAAGCAAGCUCAGGGGAAUCCCAUACUUAGUUUCAGAAGCUAGUCCUGCAGAAUGCCGAUUGUGACCCUUGUGACAAUUAUGAAACUACCUCCUUACACCCCAACUGGCCGUGUUGAAUGCUUGAUUAGUGGGUUCCCUGUGAUCAUCACAAAAGCACACUUUGCUCCUCAUGGCUGGGAGAGGCAUCUCAAAACAUGUUAAAAGGCUUACACACACACACACACAUGUUGCUGAGUAAACAUUGUCCAAAAACACAUGGAAAAUGUGUUGGGUGGGUUGAGGCUGUGAUGCAGAAACAGAGGGAGAAAGAAUUGGCAUUGUAAUUCAGUGCUGUUAAAUGAGCAAAGGGAUGAGGAAGAAGAGUUUGCAGGGGGAAAUGUGCAAGCUUCUUUGUGCAGGUGUAUCUGUACACACUGUACCAGAGAUAAAAAUCUGAGAAUAUAUAUACUGAGCCAACCUCUUACAAACCACCUUCAAUUCUCUGGAGGGAAACUGACUGUAGGCCUCAUUGUUUGUAAUUGUUUUCACUUUUUUAUAUUCUUUCCCAUAUAAGAAUUGCCACAAAGUAUGGUUGUUUUUUAUUUUAUUUCCUUUGCUGCAUUCUGCUUUGAUAAUUUCCAUAUGUUGAAAAAUAAAAACAUUAUACAUUGAA